AUGGAACCAAAGAAUCUUACACAUGUCUCAAAAUUCUUCCUCCUGGGCCUCUCAGAUGAUCCAGAACUACAGACCCUUCUCUUUGGGCUCUUCCUGGCCAUGUAUCUGGUGACCGUGCUUGGGAACCUGCUUAUCAUCCUGGCUGUCACCUCUGAUUCCCACCUCCACACCCCCAUGUACUUCUUCCUCUCCAAUCUGUCCUUGGCUGACAUCAGUUUCAGCACCACCACCAUCCCCAAGAUGCUAGUGAACCUCCAGACACACAGCAAAUCCAUCACCUAUGCAGGCUGCCUAACUCAGGUGACCUGUUUUUCUCUUUUUGCAUUUUUGGAGAGUCUACUUUUGACAGUGAUGUCCCAUGACCGGUUGGUGGCCACUUGUCACCCGCUACACUACCUGGUCAUCAUGAACCCCCGCACCUGUGGCUUGUUGGCCCUGGUGUCAUUUUCCAUUAGCCUUUUGACCUCCCUGCUGCACUACUUGAUGAUGUCACAGCUAACCUUUUGUGCAGAUGUAGAAAUUCCUCACUUCUUUUGUGACCCUCCUCAACUUGUCAACCUUGCCUGUUCCAACACCUCCACCAAUAACUUAUUAAUCUAUUUCAUUGGUACCAUCCUGGGUGGAGCUCCACUCUUAGGGAUCCUUUAUUCUUAUACUCGAAUUAUUUCUUCCAUUCUGAGAGUCUCCUCCCCAGAUGUUAAGUACAAAGCAUUCUCCACCUGUGGCUCUCACCUGUCAGUCCUUUGCGUAUUUUAUGGAACAGGUAUUGGUGUGUACCUCAGUUCAACUGUCUCACCUUCCCCCAGGAAGGGUGCAGUGGCCUCAGUGAUGUACACUGUGGUCACCCCUAUGCUGAACCCCCUCAUCUAUAGCUUAAGGAACAAGGACAUCAAGAGUGCCUUGUGGAGGAUCAUCAGCAGAAUAGCCUAG
Hippopotamus amphibius kiboko is the source of this 930-nucleotide messenger RNA. RefSeq names its product olfactory receptor 18-like. Lineage: Eukaryota; Metazoa; Chordata; Mammalia; Artiodactyla; Hippopotamidae. The record is from RefSeq and is a predicted model, not a curated record. Gene Ontology annotation, molecular function: G protein-coupled receptor activity; olfactory receptor activity. The transcript has a single exon. The coding region runs from base 1 to 930 and encodes 309 amino acids. Gene Ontology annotation, biological process: G protein-coupled receptor signaling pathway. Gene Ontology annotation, cellular component: membrane.